AUGGGGGCCACAGGAACGGGAAAAUCCCGUCUCUCUGUUGACCUUGCCACCCAUUUUCGAGGAGAAAUAAUCAACUCGGAUAAAAUACAAGUAUACAAGGGACUUGAAAUUGUUACAAGCAAGAUCACCACACUGAGUAACAAGGUAAAAAUAUUGAAGACUCAACGUGUUCCAAUUAUUGAUGGAGGGUCAAAUUCGUAUAUUGAGAAACUUGUGGAAGAUCCUGUGUUCAUGUUCAAAUAUAAGUGUGAUAGUUGCUUUAUUUGGAUUGAUGUUGAGAAAUCAGUCUUGAACCGUAAAGUUGACAUGAGGGUUGAUCAAAUGGUGAAAGCAGGGCUAGUGGAUAAGGUGCGACAUAUUUUCAUUCCAAAUGCAGAUUCCACCAAAGGAAUCCGACGGUCCAUCGGUGUCUCUGAAAUGGACAUAUAUUUAAGGGAAGAAACAAAUAUAGACGGAGAUGAUGAAUCAAAGCAGAUGAUUCUUCAAACAUCAAUUUCAUGA
Molecule: messenger RNA, 501 nt
Organism: Solanum pennellii
Lineage: Eukaryota; Viridiplantae; Streptophyta; Magnoliopsida; Solanales; Solanaceae
Product: adenylate isopentenyltransferase 5, chloroplastic-like
Exons: 3
Coding region: 1-501 (166 amino acids)
Biological process (GO): tRNA modification; cytokinin biosynthetic process
Cellular component (GO): mitochondrion
Molecular function (GO): tRNA dimethylallyltransferase activity
Source: RefSeq, a predicted model, not a curated record